Molecule: messenger RNA, 729 nt
Organism: Penicillium concentricum
Lineage: Eukaryota; Fungi; Ascomycota; Eurotiomycetes; Eurotiales; Aspergillaceae
Exons: 1
Coding region: 1-729 (242 amino acids)
Source: RefSeq, a predicted model, not a curated record
AUGAGCAGCGUCACCCUUAAACUCCGCCAGAGGCGGUCCAUGAUGCGCCUUCUUAACCAAGGCCGCUCGAUUCUUGAGUACACCUUCGAACCAAACGCCUUCAUCGUUCCCCAGUGGAUCCUAGCGCCCCCAGAAGUGCGCGAUGCCCUGAUUACCCUCCAGUACAAAGCCAUGGUAGCCAUAUAUGACAUGAAGAGCCUCAUGCUCAUCCGCGAUAACCGAUACUUCCAGUUAUGCCCCAAAGGCCCGGGCACCAUGACCUACCAGCUCCAUCAAUCUUCCAUGAAUCGUCUCCUCGAAUGGAAGGAAGACUGGAAUUUUGCUGACCCGACUCUUGCCGCCGCCGCAAAAAUCCCCCGUGACUCUCUCCGAUUCUGCGUCGACUCAAUCGCCUACGGAAAGUUUACCUAUACAUACACCCAUAAGAUUGAUGAGUUUAUGUCUGGUUCUUUCCAGAGCUGGCGCCAGCUUCGCGCUGAGAUCGGACACCUUGCCUAUCGUCUCAUGAGCCAGAACCCGCAUGACUACGAGGAAUGGCGUGUCUGGUGGGAAGGCAAAUUUGCUGAUGAUAUGUGGAAAUGGGAGGUUUGCCUUGAGUGUCUGAUUCUACCUACCUGGGAGGAGAUCAUCGACGAUCUUUAUCUGAUGAUCCACGAUCGAGUCGAGAAUGCUCAAGAUCUGGCCAACUCGUUCUACAUCAGCAGCCCAGUGUUGGCUUCGUCGACUUGA